UGGAUACCCCCAGAACUUCUUUAUACCAGGGACAAUUCAAUUGCUAUACAAUUAAAGCCCCGUGACUAGCCCCUUAUCCAGGAUAAAAGUCCCGCCUGCCCAUUUCAAUCUAGCAAAUCUCAAAUUAUCAAAAAAUUCCCCGCGUGCUCAUUCUCAAUCCCCUCUAUACACAUAUCGAGCCCGCACCUUUUAACAAAAUGCCUUCCAGCUACGGAUGGCGCGCUUUAGCGCUAUCGCUGGCCACACUCACUCCCCUUGUGCGCGCCAACAUUUGCGCCACCCUCGCGGCUGCCGGAAUUGACGUUGAAUACCCAUUGUCGCUGGACUACUCGACCGAUCUGACGAAAUAUUGGUCCACUGCCUGCGGUGACCUGAAGCCAACAUGCAUUGCCGCGCCAUCCAGUGCGGCUGAGAUGUCACAAGUAAUCAAACAGCUACACAAUGUAGAGACGUUGUUUGCGGUGAAGUCUGGGGGUCAUAUGCCGAACAAUGGCUUUGCUAGUAUUCAAGAUGGUCUCCUUGUUUCGACCAAGAAUUUGGAUCAAGUGUACUACAACUCAGAUGACGAGACGGCUGUCAUUGGACCCGGUCUAGCUUGGGAGGAGGCGCAGGAAGGACUCGCGGGGACGGGGCGAGCUGUUGUGGGAGGUCGACUUGGAGGUGUGGGUAUUGGAGGGUAUAUGCUUGGAGGCGGAAUGAGUUUCCUCAGCACUCAAUAUGGCUGGGCAGCCAACAAUGUUGUCAACUAUGAAGUCGUCCUCGCCAAUGGUACGGUGGUCAAUGCCAAUGCGAAGGAGAACACCGACCUUUUUGCUUCCCUCAAGGGAGGUGGUAACAACUUUGGCGUCGUCACCGCGUACACCAUGCAGACGCACCCAAUUGGCCAAGUCUGGGGCGGCAAUUAUGUCUUCACGGCGGAUAAGACGCCCCAAGUUCUGACGGCCCUGCGUAACUUUGCCGACAACUAUCCUGAUGAUAAGGCGGCGAUUAUUCUGACAUCUGAGCACGGGUUGGUGAUUGAUUUCUGGAUCAUGUUCCUCUUCUAUGAUGGCCCUGAGCCUCCAGCGGGCGUGUUCGACGAGUUCACGGCAAUUGAUCACAUAUCCACCACCAAGACAUGGGAUACCUACUACGAUCUGCUCAAAAAUAACGACCAAUUCAUCUUGCACGGACAACGCUACACCAUCGCCACCGAGACGACACCCGUUCCAAACAGCACCGUCGGCACUGCUCCUCUCCAGGAGUACUAUGACCAUUGGUUCAACGUGACCGACUCGGUCCUUGAGGUUACCGGUGUUCUCGGAUCCAUCGCUUUCCAGCCUGUACCCAAGACGUUCUCCGAGAAGGCCAAGGCCCGUGGUGGAGUAAGAGACCCAAUACCCUUCAUGUUUCCACAAGCUAAUGAUGAUAGGAUCUCCUCAACGUCCCGACCGACACCAACUAUAUAUUCAUUGAGCUUGACUUUUCCUAUUCACUUGCCUUGGACGACGGCAAGAUCGAUCAGGCCAACCAGAACCUCUACCAAGGCCUGGAUAACUUGGUACAGAAGAACAUCGACGAAGGCCUUCUUCCUGACGUGUACCGACCGCUUUUCAUGAAUGAUCUCUACUUCCGCCAGGACUACUGGGGUCGCAUUGAUCCUGCGUCGAAGAAGUCGGCACUCGCCACGAGACUGCGCUAUGAUCCCGAUGGCUUCUUCCAGAAGCGGACCAGCGGUGGCUGGAGACUGAAUUAAUUGACGAGUGUCGCCGUCCUGGCGGCUGAACAACUUGUACAAGUUUUAAUUUUAUUAUACAUAAUAUUGGAAAUAAUCAUGUUCUCUAUUGAUGUCUCGCUGGACUAUACACACUUAUAAGAAUGGGCGCUGAGGAUGACGCGCACAUUGGAGGUUUAGCUUUCAAUCCAUUCCCGAAAUAGUCACUGCGGCUUGCGAAGAAAGAAUAUACAAGAAAAUUCGGAG
Penicillium brasilianum is the source of this 1960-nucleotide messenger RNA. The record is from the annotation of a GenBank genome assembly. NCBI's taxonomy places the organism in Eukaryota, Fungi, Ascomycota, Eurotiomycetes, Eurotiales, Aspergillaceae.